Molecule: messenger RNA, 456 nt
Organism: Humulus lupulus (European hop)
Lineage: Eukaryota; Viridiplantae; Streptophyta; Magnoliopsida; Rosales; Cannabaceae
Product: protein MOR1-like
Exons: 2
Coding region: 121-360 (79 amino acids)
Source: RefSeq, a predicted model, not a curated record
UCUAAUUCAUGAUCGCUAAUUUUAUGUAGUGUACUCUUUAAAUUUGAAUGUGAGUGUAUUGAUUUCUUUCAGGGCAUUUUAGCGGAUGUUUUGAAAUGUUUGGGUGACAAUAAAAAGCAUAUGAGGGAAUGCACAUUGAAUACUUUAGAUUCUUGGCUCUCUGCUGUUCAUCUUGAUAAAAUGGUUCCUUACAUUGCAACAGCUUGGACAGAUGCAAAACUUGGUGCGGAAGGGCGCAAAGAUCUUUUUGAGUGGUUGUCAAAACAACUAUCUGGGUUAACUAAAUUUCCUGAUGCUGUACAGCUACUAAAGUCAGCUUCCUCUGCUCCGACGGUAAUUCUGACUUGUCAAAAACAGUGAAAUAUUCUUUUUACUUGUUUGCAUUGCUAGAAUAUUUCCAUGCUAACAAUAAUGUGCAUAGAGAUGUAAGAAUCAUGAUGCCAGUUCCCUUUCCAU